CCAAACCAGCAGCAUGUUCCGACGCACUAAGAGCUGUCGUACAAGCAACAGGAAAAGUCUGAUCCUGACCACCACAUCUCCCACGCUGCCUCGCCCACACUCCCCCCUCCCCGGACACCUUGCAGGAAGCAGCCCUCUGGACAGCCCACGAAACUUCUCCCCCAGCAACCCGGCGCACUUCUCGUUCGCCUCCUCCAGAAGAGCGGACGGACGACGAUGGUCUUUGGCAUCUUUACCCUCUUCCGGAUAUGGCACCAAUACUCCCAGCUCAACGUCCUCCAGCUCCUCUCAGGAGCGACUGCACCAGCUGCCCUUCCAGCCCACCAUGGAUGAGCUCCACUUCUUAUCCAAGCACUUUGGCAGCACGGAGAGCAUCACAGAUGAUGACGGGGGCCGCUGCUCUCCCCACAUGCGCCCCCGCUCCCGCAGUCUCAGCCCAGGACGUUCCUCCUCCUGCUAUGAUAAUGAGAUCGUCAUGAUGAACCAUGUGUACAGAGAGCGCUUUCCAAAGGCCACGGCGCAGAUGGAGGGGAGGCUGGCCGAGUUCAUCCAGGCCUUCUCUCCCGAAAACGUUCUUCCGCUGGCCGACGGAGUCCUCAGCUUCAUUCACCACCAGAUAGCUGAGCUGUCCAGAGACUGCCUGACCAAAGCCCGCGAGGGCCUCAUCACGUCUGUCUACUUCUUUGAGCUGCAGGAGAACCUGGAGAAGCUUCUUCAUGAUGCCUUUGAGCGUUCAGAGAGCUCUGAAGUAGCCUUCGUCACAGAGUUGGCUAAGAAGCUUCUCAUCAUCAUCUCCCGACCUGCCAGGCUUCUGGAGUGUCUGGAGUUUAAUCCUGAGGAGUUCUACCAUCUGCUGGAGGCAGCAGAGGAUCACGCCAAGGAGGGUCACCUGAUGAAGACGGACAUUCCUCGUUACAUCAUCAGCCAGCUGGGACUGACCAGAGACCCCAUUGAAGAGAUGGUAAACCUCGAUAGUUACGACAGCGAGGGGCCGCUGACGCCUGAAACAGAUGACUCUACAGAGGGCAAGAUCAGAGCAAUGAAGCCACCAGGAGAAGCAGACUUCCAGACCAUCAAGCUGAUCAGUAAUGGAGCGUAUGGCGCUGUGUACCUGGUGCGUCACCUGGAGACCCGCCAGCGAUUUGCCAUGAAGAAGAUCAAUAAGCAAAACCUGAUCCUGAGGAACCAAAUCCAGCAGGCCUUUGUGGAAAGAGACAUCCUCACCUUCGCAGAGAAUCCCUUUGUCGUCUCCAUGUUCUGUUCUUUCGAAACCCGUCGACACCUCUGCAUGGUCAUGGAGUACGUAGAAGGUGGAGACUGUGCCACUCUGCUGAAGAACAUCGGGGCUCUGCCUGUGGAAAUGGCACGCAUGUACUUUGCAGAGACCGUUCUAGCCCUGGAGUACUUACACAACUAUGGCAUUGUGCACCGUGACCUCAAGCCUGACAACCUGCUGAUCACUUCAAUGGGCCACAUCAAGCUCACAGACUUUGGCCUCUCUAAGAUGGGUCUGAUGAGUCUGACCACCAACUUGUAUGAAGGACACAUAGAGAAGGAUACUCGGGAGUUCUUGGAUAAACAGGUGUGUGGAACUCCAGAGUACAUUGCACCAGAGGUUAUUCUUCGUCAAGGUUAUGGCAAGCCAGUGGACUGGUGGGCUAUGGGCAUCAUCCUGUAUGAGUUCCUGGUGGGCUGCGUGCCUUUCUUUGGAGACACUCCUGAGGAGCUGUUCGGACAGGUCAUUACAGAUGACAUUGUGUGGCCAGAAGGGGAUGAGGCUCUCCCUGUUGAUGCCCAGCACCUGAUCUCCUCCCUUCUGCAGACAAAUCCACUGGUUAGACUGGGCACAGGUGGUGCUUUCGAAGUGAAGCAGCACUCAUUCUUCACCGAGGUGAACUGGAACAGCCUCCUGAGACAGAAGGCAGAGUUCAUUCCUCACCUGGAGUCUGAGGAGGACACCAGUUAUUUUGACACCCGAUCUGAGCGCUACCAUCACGUGCAGUCAUACGAUGAGGACGACACCAACGACGAUGAGCCUGUGGAGAUACAUCGCUUCUCAUCCUGCUCCCCUCGCUUCAGCAAGGUGUACAGCAGUAUGGAGCAUCUGUCCCAGCUGGAGCAUAAACCCCCUGGUGUGACUCUACGGGAGCACAAGGUCCCCAGGGAGGAUCGAGUGGCCAAGAGAGAAAGCCUGGGUAGCCUCACCCUCAGGGACAAGAGCUGGAGGACUGGAUCGCCCGAGAUGAAGCGCUUGUCCUGCUCUGAGUCCUCCUUUACCGAGAGCGACUCCAGCCCACCGUCCGGGGCCCGAAGACGUUUCUCCGCCCUCAUGGACACACAUCGCCUGGCCUCUCCUCUGGAAGUGGACUCUGAGAAGCCUGUCCCUACCAGGCAGCCUCCAGUGAAGGCCAGGGGGGCCUCCCUGGAAGGAGCCAUGGGUGCCAUCACCUCUCAAGGAGAUCUGAGACCACUCCUUAAAGACAGCAACGUGCUCACAGCUGCAGACAAGCAUUUGAGACCGGCUGAUGCAUCGUUGCCUCUACCAGGCAGCGCUACUGUUCUGGGGCUUCCAGAGCCACAGGGGCCCCGUGGGGCCACCACUGACCUGGUGCUACGAAGGGUCCGCCACCAGCAGCUCUCAGCUGAAGGGGAGAAACGUAACUCACGACCAGGAACCAAAGUCAUCAAGUCUGCUUCUGCUACUGCCUUGUCUGUCAUCAUUCCUGCAGUGGAGCAACAUGGUGCCUCCCCUCUGGCGAGCCCCAUGUCUCCUCGCUCCCUCUCCUCCAACCCCUCCUCCCGUGACUCUUCUCCCAGCAGAGACUACUCUCCCAUGGUCAACAUCCCGCAUUCUCCAAUCACCAUCCAUCGCUCUGGGAAGAAGUAUGGCUUCACUCUCCGAGCCAUCAGAGUCUACAUGGGAGACAGUGAUGUCUACAGCGUACAUCACAUGGUCUGGCAUGUGGAGGAUGGAGGUCCCGCCCAGGAGGCUGGACUUAGUGCUGGUGACCUCAUCACUCAUGUAAACGGCGAGUCAGUCCAUGGUCUGGUCCAUACAGAGGUGGUGGAGCUCAUCCUGAAGAGUGGACACAAGGUGACAGUUACAACUACUCCUUUUGAGAACACCUCUAUAAAAGUGGGUCCUGCCCGCAAGUCCAGCUAUAAAUCCAAGAUGGCACGGCGCAGCAAGAGGACAGGAGCCAAGGAGGGACAAGAUAAGAAGCGCAGCUCCCUGUUCAGGAAAAUCACCAAGCAGUCCAACCUGCUCCACACCAGCCGGAGCCUCUCCUCUUUAAAUCGCUCUCUUUCAUCUGGAGACAGUCUCCCAGGCUCCCCCACUCACAGCCUCUCGGCCCGCUCGCCCACUCAGAGCUACCGCUCCACUCUUGAAUCUCCUUACCUGGGCACCUCGUCCCAGAGCAGCUCCCCAGCAUCCAGUACCCCGAACUCCCCAGCAGCCUCUCAUCACAUGAGGCCCAGCUCCCUGCACGGCCUGUCUCCUAAACUCCACCGCCAGUACCGCUCCGCGCGCUGCAAAUCUGCCGGCAACAUCCCUUUGUCCCCCCUGGCUCACACCCCCUCCCCGACCACCUCCUCUCCUCCACCUCUCACUGGUCACACGGUGGGGAGCUCCAACACCACACAGAUGUUUCCUGCCAAGCUGCACUCCUCGCCUCCUGUUGCCCGCCCCCGUCCUAAAAGUGCAGAGCCUCCCAGGUCCCCCCUGCUGCAGCGGGUGCAAUCAGCGGAAAAGCUAGGAGCGCCAAUGCUGCCUUCUUCUUCCUCAUCAUCAUCAUCACCGUCUCCUUUGACCGGCGGGGUGUCAUUACGCAAGCAUAGUCUGGAAGUGGCACACGGGGACUACAGGAGAGAGUCCUUCCACUGUGAGCACAGCCUACAAAGUUUGCUAGAGAUGGAAGGAGAGAAUGGACCUGCUCCCCCGUCUCCUUCAUCCUCUUCCUCCCCCUCUCCUCCAAUGGGAGGGGAGAUUGGAGGCCUGAAGCCUGUUAGGAGGCUGGGAAGGCAGGAGUCACCACUCAGCCGGGACACACUGGUCACAGCAAGAGAGAAAGAUACCCAGACCACAGCGUCUGAGCUCACCGCGUCGCAAACCGAGAGCAUAGCUAGUAAAGCUGACUCCAAGACCAAUGUUGUUGAUGCAAGUAAAACCUUAUCCAGUGCUGAGGCCCUAAAGAAAAGCAUAAGUGUAGCUGCAGUGGAGACCAAGUCUAGUCCAGCACUGGCUUCAUCCACUGCAGAGUCCAGUCCUGGACCAGGGGACAAACCUCAAAAUGCAAGCAGCUCAAAGUCUGAGGCAACAGUCUCUAAGAGUCAACUCAGUGAGAAACUCUCAACAGCCAGCACGUCAAAGGGCCUCCAACAGCAAGACAGCAAGCAGCAGAGUGCGCAGACGGACAGCGGACCUGCAGCUAAAGCUCAGGAGAAGACUGAGGAGAAGAUGAAAAGCACCGCAGGUACAGACAAAGCUAACAUGCAGAAAGUAUCAUCUGCAGAGCAGUCCAAGCCACGGAAAGGCACAGAGAUGGGAGAGAAAGGAGGAAUCAGUGGCAGUGUUAAAGGAACUGAAACGAUCAAAGUCAAAGGACCUGCACCCCCAGUCCCCACUCAGGUUCAAAGCCACGCUGCAGCUCAUGUGCCACCUGCCCCCAGAUCCAAAGUGGAGAAGGUAUCAAACAGUUACCGUGGGGCCAAGGAGGAGAGGGCCCACCUGGAGGUCCUGGAAGAGAAUCCCACAUCACCGUCCUCCAAUGCAGCUUCACCCUGCUCGAGCAAGUCUCGCCCUAUGUCUCCAGGGGACAAAGCCAGCUUUGUCACCCAGCUCACGAGUGUGGCCAAAACAGUGCUCGGGCCUAUGAAAGGGGGAUUGCAAGACGGCGUCAAGGCAAAAGACACCCCCAAGUCAAGUGAGGAGAAGCGAGGAAACACAGCAGGAAAACCAGAGGCUUCGUCCGGGGGCGGCCGCCGGGGGGCGCAGACAGCGACCUCAGCAAGCCCCGGCGCUGUCCAGUCUGAUAAAGGAAACAGUCGCUCCAAGCAUCAUUCGUGAUACGAGGGCUUGAGAAAGAGUCGGACUCUCCCAUGUAAUGCCUUUUACUGUAGCAUCACACUGACAUAUCAUGAAUUAACAUGACUUUGAAUGGAGGGGAGACAUGAAUGCCUGAAGACAUAACACCAAAUAGAUGACGUGUGACAUGUAGACACAUAAGAUGUGAACAAAGAUGC
This is a messenger RNA of Chelmon rostratus (copperband butterflyfish), 5244 nucleotides long. RefSeq names its product microtubule-associated serine/threonine-protein kinase 1-like. Gene Ontology annotation, molecular function: magnesium ion binding; protein serine/threonine kinase activity; protein binding. The record is from RefSeq and is a predicted model, not a curated record. Lineage: Eukaryota; Metazoa; Chordata; Actinopteri; Chaetodontiformes; Chaetodontidae. Gene Ontology annotation, biological process: intracellular signal transduction; peptidyl-serine phosphorylation. The coding region runs from base 14 to 5068 and encodes 1684 amino acids. The transcript is spliced from 26 exons.